AUGCACUUUGCUCUCGCCAGCUUGCUCGCUCUCGCCCUCCUCCAGGGCAGCCUUGCCGCUCCAGCCAGUAGCCCGGCGACGCCGCCCUCGCUCGAAAACACCGCGGACCCGAGUACGCUUCUGCACAAACGUCAAUCUUUCAAUAGCGCGCUCGGCGGCUAUGGAGGCUAUGGCUUCCCCCGUGGCGUCUACUCCGGAAGCUCGAACGGAUACAGCGCGCAAAACUACCGCAACACCGCCACCAGCUACUCGCCCUUCGGCGUGUCUAACAGCUUCAAUGCCGGGAGUAGGACUGCCGGCUACUCCAACAAUUGUGUUGGCUAUUACGCUAAGGACGCAGACGCCAAAAAACCUACCAAUGUCAGAUUCGUAAUCGUGAUUAUCCGCUCAAGUCUCCUCCUCCUUUGA
Molecule: messenger RNA, 408 nt
Organism: Puccinia triticina
Lineage: Eukaryota; Fungi; Basidiomycota; Pucciniomycetes; Pucciniales; Pucciniaceae
Exons: 2
Coding region: 1-408 (135 amino acids)
Source: RefSeq, a predicted model, not a curated record